Messenger RNA from Closterium sp. NIES-67, 3928 nucleotides. The record is from the annotation of a GenBank genome assembly. NCBI's taxonomy places the organism in Eukaryota, Viridiplantae, Streptophyta, Zygnematophyceae, Desmidiales, Closteriaceae.
AGUGAUCAGUGGUUUGCCCGCGGCAACACCGGCACCCCCCCCCGCUGGUCCUCCCUCUCCCCUCGCCCCACUCCUCAAGAGGUUCGUACCUCCCCUCUUUUCCAGCCCGUCUCCUCCCCCUUGGCCCACCAGGCCGUCUCUCAGCAACAGCAGCAGCAGCAGACUCCGCAGCAGAUCCUGCCGCAGCCGUUUCAGCAGCAACAGCAGCAGUUCCAGCAGCAGCAGCAGCAGGGGCAGCAGCACCUCUUCUCCCAGUUGCAGCAGCAGCUUCAGCAGCUCCAGCAGCAGCUUGACCUCCAGUCGCAGCUCCCCCUUGCACCUCCUCCUAUGGCUCCCCCCCAGCAGCCCUACCCCGCUUGGACCGCCGGCAUCGCCGCUUCCGCAGCUCACCUCUCGGGCGCGUCUCCCGCGCCCUCAGCCUCAGGCACCCCCACCUCCCUCCUUGGUGCCGAUUCUAGCUUCUCUAUUCCCUGUCGCCACACCUCUACCCUCCCCUCUCCCCUCUUCCCCUCAGGUACCGUUACUGGUUUACACAUCCCCUCCCUCCGUACUAACCUCCUCUCCCAGCGAUCCCUGCAGCAGGCCGGUAUCACCACCGUCUUCCCAGGUCGCACUAAUCACUGCCUCCUAUAUCAUCCCACAGGUCGCCUCCUCUCUCGUAUUCCCUUUUGUCUCCUUCGAGGUUUUCCCCUCACCCUCCCUCCCCUCCCUCCCUCCCUUGCCCCUCCCUGCUCCGUCUGUGUCCAGAGCAAGCUCAAGCAGCUGCCGCAUCGGAGUUCCCCCUCCGCUGCUGCUCAGCCGCUUGAUCUUGUUCACAUGGACCUUUGGGGCCCCAACCCCUCCCCUUCCCGCCAAGGCCAUCGCUACAUGCUUGUUCUGGUCGAUGAUCACAGCCGAUAUUCGUCCGUCUCCCUUCUUCGCUCGAAAGGUGACGCUCCGGCUGCGAUCAUCGCCUGGCUCAAGCAGGCGAGCACCCACUUUGGCCGCCCUGUGCGCCGCCUUCACUCUGAUGGCGGUGGCGAAUUCCUUAAUCGUCAGGUAGCCUCCUACUGUGAGCUUCAUGGCAUUCGCCAGACUCACACCCUCCCCCACUCCCCCCAGCAGAAUGGUGUGGCCGAGAGCCGUGUUCGGGAGAUCACCAAGAUUGCUCGGUGUCUCCUCGUCCAUGCCUCUUGCCCCCCUUCUCUGUGGGGCUAUGCCCUCCUUCACGUCACCCUCCUUACUAACCUGUACCCCCACCCUAUCCUUCCCUCCACCACUCCCACCGAGCUUUGGACGUCGGCCAAGCCUGACGUCUCCUCCCUCCGUGUGUGGGGCUCCAGGGCGUAUGUCCUCAUUCACCCUGCGGACCGCCCCCGCACCAUGGGAAAGCUCGCCUCCCGUACCCUCCCCUGCAUCUUCCUUGGUCAUAAUCCCUCCUCCCCGGACUACCUCUUCCUUCACCCCCCCUCAGGUCGUUUCCUCCCCAGUCGGGAUGUAAUAUUUGAUGAGUCCACACCCUACUAUUCCACUCCUCCUCCCACUGACCCUCUCGCCCCUGCUCCCAAGCCCCUCAACUGGUCCGACACUAUCCCACCCCCUCUUCUCCCUCCCCCUCCCAUCCUCCCCCCCGCUCCACCUCCUCCAUUCCCCGCCGCCUCGAUCCCUAGCGCUCCCCCCUCCUCUAGUGACAUAUUUGACCCUGACCCUUUUUCCCCCCCCCGCCUCCCCGUCCCACUCCUCCCCCUCCGCUCCCUCCCAUCCUCCCCCCUCCCCUCCUCCCCCCUCUCCCCCGCGACCCCUCCCCCCCUGCGUCCCACCCGCUCUAUCCUCACCCGGUAUCCCCACACCAGGUCGCGUGACGCAGUCCUAAGUGCUCCGCCUCCUGUUAUCCUCUCUUCCUCUACCUUGCCUCCUCUCUCCCCUCUCAUGGAUCUCCUUUUUCAGACAGUCUUACAACAAAACACUAGCCCAACCCUGCCGUCGAGCUCCAGUACAACAGUCCCAACAGCAGCAGCAACAGCUGCAGCAGCAGUUCCACCCACAGCAGCAGCACCAGCAGCAGCAGCCGUCGCUCCUUCCUCGCCCUCACCCGCAGCAGCAGCAAAUGCAGCAGUAGCAGCCGCCUCAGCAGCAGCAGAUGCAUCCUCAGCAGCAGCAACAGCAGCAGCUGCAGUCCUCCCAUUCAUUUUCCACUCCUCCCUCCUCGAGGACUCCCAUGAGGAGUUCCUCAACCUCCACCUGCAUGAUCCUGCCCUCCUACCCAUCUCCCCAGACCUCAGCGGCACACGAGUCUUCGCCUUCUCCUCCGCCCCCAUCAUCUUUGUCCCCGCCACGUACGAGGAGGCCAUGGCGUGCCCUGACGCUCACCUCUGGCUCGCAGCCAUCCUCAAGGAGUUGGAGACGUUUAUUGCCAACUCCUCCUUUGUGGAUGUGCCCCGCCUUCCCUCUACCACGAACGUGGUCAAAGGGAAGUGGGUGUUUCGAGUGAAGCAGCUUCCUGGCGAGCCGCCGGUCUACAAGGCCCGCUACGUCGCCAAGGGCUUCACCCAGCGCUACGCUGUCGAUUUCUUCGACACCUUCUCUCCCACCGCCAAGCCCGCUACCAUUCGCGCAGUCCUCGACCUCGCCGCUCGCCUCAACAUGGAGAUUCACUCCAUGGACGUCUCCAACGCAUUCCUCCAAGGGGUCUUGCGCGAGCUCAUUUACAUGGAGCGUCUUGCAGGUUUCCACCUCCCCUUUCCUUCCGACUCUGUCUGGCAGUUGCGUCGGCCGGUCUAUGGGCUCAAGCAGGCACCAAGGGAGUGGCAUGCCAAGCUUGCUGCCACCCUCGCCAAGCUUGGCUUCAGCACCUCCCGCGCCGACCCCAGCCUCUUCCUCCGCACCUCCCCCUCCCCCUUCUACAUCCUCGUCUAUGUCGACGAUAUGAUCCUCAUCACUGCCGACUCCGCCGAGCUCGAGCGCGUCAAGCGUGAGCUUGGCAGCCGGCUCAAGUGUAAGGAUCUAGGGGAGCUGCAGCACUAUCUCGGCAUGGAGAUUACCCGCGACCGUGCUGCUCGCACCAUCUCUCUCUCCCAGAGCCGCUACCUGCAGCAGGUCCUGGAGCGGUUCGACAUGGCUCGAGGCACCCCUCAGGUCACCCCUCUUCGUGUUGGGCACCACCUCACUCCCCUCACCUCCCCCUCCUCCUCCUCCCACCCCUACGCUGAGCUCAUCGGCUCUCUCAUGUAUGCCAUGGUCUCCACCCGCCCCGACCUGGCAUACCCCAUCAGUGUUUUGGCCCGCUUCGUUGGUACCGGCAAGCAUGAUGCUGCCCACUGGCAAGCGGCCAAGCGUGUCCUCCGCUACCUUCGGGGGACCAAGGACUACGUCCUUACCCUUGGCGGCCCCUCCCCUCCCCUCCUCACUGGCUACUCUGAUUCUUCCUGGGCUGACUCUAGGCCUGACCGCCGCUCCUCUCAGGGCUAUGGCUUCUCUCUUGGCAGCGGCCUCAUCAGCUGGCGCUCCACCCGCUCCUCCUCCAUUGCCCUCUCCUUCUGCGAAGCAGAGCUGUAUGCCGCUACCAUGGCUGCGCAGGAGGCCCGCUGGCUCACCUUCCUUCUUGAGGAGCUUGGUGCCCCUCAGCGCUGUCCCACCAUCUGGUGCGACAACGCCAGCACCAUCCACCUCACGAAGGAUGCUGUGUUCCACGGGCGCUCCAAGCACAUUGAGCUUCGCCACUACUUCAUUCGCGAGCUCGUGCAGGGUGGCCACCUCCAACUGGGCAAAAUUGACUCUGCUGCCAAUCUUGCUGACAUCUUCACCAAAGCCCUCCCCCACGCCGCCCACUCAUCCCUCCUUCGCCUUCUUGGCCUCGCUCCCCCUGUUCCCUCGUCCGCCUCCUGAUUCAGGACAUCUAGUCUUAUGCAUGUUGGGGGGUUGUGUUGUAAAAUAUAUAUCUAUACAACAU